Physcomitrium patens is the source of this 1292-nucleotide messenger RNA. The record is from RefSeq and is a predicted model, not a curated record. NCBI's taxonomy places the organism in Eukaryota, Viridiplantae, Streptophyta, Bryopsida, Funariales, Funariaceae.
ACAAUUUUCACGGUUGCGUCAUACGAAGACCACCACCUCGUCGUAUCGAGGAACAUCAAGCAAGACAGCAGUCUCAUACCGUUUAUCUGGAACACAAAUUAUCAUACGUUAAAAUUGCAAACUGUUCAGGGACCAAGAAUAAAACCUCAUGCGCACUCCAAACGCAUGUCAGACAAUAUUUCUACAGAAUGACUCCAAAUGCUUUAGAUUCCGCUACUACUAUUGUUAUAAUACUUCUCAAAAUUACAUGCCACUUAACGUUCAUGUCAAGUACCGAUCACAACCCAAACAUAAGGUUCACGCAUGUGCGAAUUUUGGCAAUGCAGGCCAACGUGGAAAAGGCCAAAUAGGAAAAUUGCAUGCGAUCAAAAGAGAAAUCAUGUGACUGGUGGUUUAACGCAUGAUACCCAGGUCAGUGUAGUUUGGCAUCAAAUCUGUUUUCCCGCAGAUGCUUUCAGUCAUAAGGCGUUUAUUUUCUUCCUUAAGACGGUCAUUUUCGGCCUUAACACGGUCAUAAGAACCCUUGAAAUAACGAAUUUCAGCCAUGAGUUUCUGGAUAACGGCAUCUUUCCCUUCCUGCAUAAACACAAAUUAAAAUUAAAAUUCGAAUUCAUCCCAUUCAGCACUGGCUCCUACCCAGCAGCAUUGUCUGGCCUGAGCCCAAUUGCAACAAUCACGACAGCUUUACCAAUUGUUCAUCUUACACUCAGCUAAGUCCACCUCACUUCUGUUCGAAUCAUGUUGUCUACUGACGAAUUUGUUGGGAGCAUUCGUUCGUGAUCUUGCGAAGCUGCAAGAUAAUCCAAGGGUGCCCCGUCAGAAUCUGAACUCUAAUAAGGUUUUCUUAGAAAAGUUUAUCAGUGACAAUCCAUUUCCUGUAUCGCUCCCUAGGGAAGAAUUGAUGGCAGAAAUAAUGAAUAUGGCACGGAAAGCGUUGGAAGAAUGGGAGAAGAUUCUAGGUCCUGAGGAUUUUCAAGAGUGGAGUGCCCGUGGCUAUCCUCCCAAAGAACCUGCUUCAACCAACGUAGACAACAUGGACACGGAUAGAUUUCUUCAGUCCGGUAAGGAUCUUGUGAAUUUUCGGUCUUCUGAUCGAAUGGGGAAUCGAGAAGCGUGGCUUUCCUGGCGUCUGAGAGUGAAGGGGUUUACAGAUAUGUGCAACAGUUUCUUACAGCCUUUGGGCAGUGCAAUCUGGACACUAGCUAACCAAAAUUAGUCGAACCAAAAAUUCAACAAAAAGAUUAUAAUAAAAUUCUUCUAAAUUACUUAUUUCACAAACUUUCUUUAAUAAG